GACGUCACAGUCUCGCAAGACGAGACCUGUGACGUCUGGAAUUGCUAGCCGGCUGUAGAACAGGAGCGGGACAUUAACGGUGUUGCAGGACAUUUAAACAGCGAUUCGGGACGGCAGGCGGCGUUAAGGAGAUCGACAUUGUCCCGCGUAGAGCGGGGAGUGUUUGGGCGUGAGGCAGCGAGGCAGCGGCAGACAUAUGGCACGCUGGUCACGUGAUGUUUUGGUUUCACAGUGACAGAAGCACGGACAUCGGGCCUCUGCUCUACAUGGAUCCGCGGCUUUUGUAGUAAAUAUCCCGUGGCCUACGGGACCAGAAAAUGGCCUUUCUGGACAAUCCCUUAAUUAUCCUGGCCCACAUUCGCCAGUCCCAUGUCACGAGUGAUGACACAGGCAUGUGCGAGAUGGUUCUCAUUGACCAUGACAUAGACUUGGAAAAACUUUACCAGUCAUCUGUGCCUGGAGAAAAUUCCACGCAAAUGCAGAGCAAUGGAGGGGAGACGCAAGGCUAUGUGUAUUCUCAGUCAGUAGACAUCACUUCCAGCUGGGAUUUUGGAAUACGAAGGCGAUCCAACACAGCCCAGAAACUAGAACGUCUUCGGAAAGAGAGACAGAACCAGAUAAAGUGCAAAAAUGUGCAAUGGAAGGACCGCAACACGAGCCACUCAGCUGAGGAGCUCGGCUCACUGUUUGAAAGGAAGAACUUCAAGGAAAGAGAUCUGAACCACGGCAAACAGUCCAUCCUGUCUGUUCGACUGGAACAGUGCCCUCUACAGCUAAAUAAUCCCUUCAAUGAAUAUUCCAAAUUUGAUGGCAAGGGCCAUGUGGGUACCACAGCCACCAAGAAAAUUGAUGUGUACCUCUCCAUGCAAACUAGCCAAGAUAAACUGCUGCCCAUGACUGUGGUUACCAUCGCCAAUGCUAAAGUUCAUGACUUAAUUGGACUGAUUUGCUGGCAGUAUACGACUGAGAGCCGGGAACCCAAACUCAAUGAUAAUGUGGAUGCAUUCUGCUUGCACAUAGCUGAGGACGAUGGAGAGGUAGACACAGAUUUCCCACCGCUGGAUUCCAAUGAACCCAUACACAAAUUUGGUUUCAGCACACUGGCUUUGGUUGAAAAAUAUUCAUCCCCUGGGCUGGCAGCCAAGCAGUCUCUGUUUGUAAGAAUAAACGCAGCACAUGGAUUUUCCCUGAUCCAAGUCGACAGCACAAAUGUAACCAUGCAGGAGAUCCUAGAAAAAGCUCUUAAACGGAGGAAGGGCUCACAGAGGAAUUCAGGUCCCCAGUACCGCCUGGAGAAGCAAAGCCAGCCCAACGUACCUGUGGAUUUGGACAGUACUUUGGAAAGUCAGAAUUCCCUGGAGUUCUGCCUAGUGCGAGAGAACAGUUCCAGAGGAGAGGAGCAUCCAGAGGAGGAGACCCAGAUUGACAUUGCAACAGUGCAGGACAUGCUCAGCAGCCACCAGUACAAGUCUUUUAAAGUCAGCAUGAUCCACCGAUUGCGCUUUACCACUGAUGUCCAGCUUGGGAUCUCUGGUGAGAAAGUGGAGAUUGAUCCAGUGACCAAUCAGAAGACCAGCACCAAGUUUUGGAUCAAACAGAAGCCAAUCUCCAUUGAUUCAGAUCUGCUCUGCGCAUGUGAUCUGGCAGAGGAGAAAAGUCCAAGCCAUGCAAUGUUCAAAGUGACCUACCUGAGCAACCAUGACUACAAACAUCUGUACUUUGAGUCGGACGCAGCCACGGUGAAUGAGAUUGUAUUGAAGGUCAAUUAUAUUCUGGAGUCACGGGCCAGCACUGCCCGAGCCGAUUACUUUGCCCAGAAACAAAGAAAACUGACCAGGAGAACCAGCUUCAGCUUCCAGAAAGAAAAGAAGACGGGAUAGGAGAGAAUCUACAAUCAUGUGUGUUUUAUCUGCUGGUAACUAGGCCUUGGACUGUGCAUUAUCCUUCCUUCAUGGACACUGACAAAGGAUAAUUGGGAGCCCCAAUUUUGGGCAUCCACAAGCAUUUUAGCUUUACAUUCAGCCCCCUACCCUCAAAAUCUCAUCCCUAGUUUUUACUGCAGCUUCGGAAUGCAAAAAGGACCAUCUGAUGACGCCUCCAUAGAUCACAAGGCCCAGGACGGGGCUCGUUGGAAUUAAUUCCCCUCCUUCUGACGUUAGAGACAUUCUCAACCAUUUCCUCUUAUUGGCCAGGGAUGUGAAAAUGGCGGCCUCUGUGUGAAGCCACUUAUGCUUCACAAAAGCUUCGAGGGGGGCCGUCCGCUUGAAACCCCAUAUGUAAGUGAUAACCAAUCAGAACAGAGUAUUCAUGAAAUGACAUGGUAAAGAGAAGAGAUAUCUACAAUAAAAAAGUGAGAACAUUUCUCUGUUUUGAAACUGUUA
This is a messenger RNA of Xenopus laevis (African clawed frog), 2381 nucleotides long. RefSeq names its product MAPK associated protein 1 L homeolog (gene mapkap1.L). Gene Ontology annotation, molecular function: phosphatidylinositol-4,5-bisphosphate binding. Gene Ontology annotation, cellular component: plasma membrane; TORC2 complex; perinuclear region of cytoplasm. Bases 318 to 1880 code for a protein of 520 amino acids. Lineage: Eukaryota; Metazoa; Chordata; Amphibia; Anura; Pipidae. The transcript has 12 exons. Gene Ontology annotation, biological process: TORC2 signaling. The record is from RefSeq and is a predicted model, not a curated record.